AUGACCACCACAGCGGACUUAGAGGACCGUGUCAUUGAUGACAUUGGUCCCAUGGCAUUUUCUGACAAGUACUGUCCCAAUGCUCAACAAACGUUUCGAAUCUGUUUAAAUUUAAAGAAACUCAUUGAUCGGGUGAUAGCAGUGGAGUACAAAGAGGAAGAAAUUACCUCGCUGAACUCGCCCGUUAUUAACGAUAAAGUUUUGAAAUUGGCAUACAAGGCUGCUGGUGGAAAAGGGAAUGGUAAACCAGGAACUAGCUCCAUAAAAUAUCAGGCUAGUUUGGUAUUUUGUUUGCUUCGCGUGUGCGACUGGUACUGGCAGCAAGCUGAAUAUGAGCUCACCGACAAUUAUUUGUACACUUUGCGAGCCAUUGCUGCUCAGAAACUUGCUGUUAUGAUCAUAGAUGGAACCAGGAACGAUGAGGUUUUGUUUUUGGGCAUGCUUUGUCACCGUUAUACCAUUGCUUUGAAUGGGGUUGAUGCGCACCCAGUUUCUGCUUUGGAGCUUGCGGUCGAUAUGCAUUCGACUAUUGUCAUGGGUUCUUCAGGCUACCAGCGUUGUAUCCGCUGGCUCUGGAGAGGGUGGAUCAUCCAAAGCAGCAUUGACCCUCACUCGUAUGUUUUGUACAAGGGAGUCAAUUCUUUGUCGAUUCGCAGCCAUUUUGACCCGGCGAGAGUGAGAACUCCUUUAUACCAAAAUAUUCUCGAGGUGGGCUUCAGUUUCAUCUACUUGCUUCUUUACACCAUCAUCUUGAACACAAACCAACAAGAAACAAAACCAUUGGACCCAUUUGAGGUAUUCUUUUAUCUCUUCACCGUUGGUCUGAUUUUGGACGAGGUGAUCAAAUUGUACCAUAUUGGGUUCAAUUAUAUUCGAUUUUGGAACGUUUUCAACGAUCUGAUGUAUGCUAUCAUUCUGGUGGCUAUUGGGUUCAGGCUCCUCAGUCUCAACAAUACCGGCCAUUUACGUGACCGUUACGACGAAAUGUCGUUCAGGAUCUUAUCUUGUGCUGCUCCGUUUAUGUGGUCGCGGCUUUUGUUAUUUUUGGACGCUCAAAAGUUUGUGGGUGCCAUGAUCGUGGUGCUCAAGGUGAUGAUGAAGGAAUCACUCAUCUUCUUCGUUAUGCUUGGAGUGGUAAUUUUGGGAUUUUUGCAGGGAUUCUUGGGGCUCGAUGCCUCGGACGGUAAGAGUGAGGCUACACGGCGGAUUCUUAUUUCGUUGGUCAAAUCGGUGAUAGGCGAAGCCAGUUUCGACGAUGUGGCUCCUCUAGUCCCACCGUAUGCUCUGAUCAUGUAUUACAUCUACUCGUUUCUUCUCACGGUGAUUUUGAUGAACAUUCUUAUUGCAUUAUAUUCCACCAGUUAUGCUUCGAUUGUGGAAAAUUCCACCAGCGAAUACUUUGGUUUGGUGGCCCAGAAGACUCUCAAGUACAUUCGGGCUCCCGAUGAGGACUUGUUCGUGCCUCCGCUCAACUUGAUCGAGGUAUUACUUUUACCGUUUUCGUUUGUGAUGAGCUACAAUAGCUACAAGGCUCUCAACUACUAUGUGAUGUUGGUGAUCUAUCUGCCAUUGCUCUGUUAUAUCACCAGUGUGGAGAUAUCCAAUGCCAAGAGGAUCCAGUACAAUCGCUACAAGGGGCUUCCUGACGAUGCCAACGAAUACGACGCCGACUGGGAUUUGACCGAUGGAUUUGACGACGACGUCAGCACCAAUUGGGCAGGAAUGAGAGAGCAGGACGACGGGACGAGGCGCCGGCUUCAAGAACAGCACGCGGGCGAGCAGCAGGAUCCGGAAUUUGCCAUAAAUCAGCACGAAUUUGAAGAUGAUAUCGAGUGUGCAGUGCAGCCAGUGGAACGAGCCAAAGAUGCUGGGGUCAAAUGGGAAUUGUUUGUCUUGUACGCCAAGGUAGAUGAACUCACCAAGAUGGUGAACGAGUUGGUGCAGGAGAAGAGAGAGAAAUAG
This is a messenger RNA of Meyerozyma guilliermondii ATCC 6260, 1962 nucleotides long. It is a transcript of the gene YVC1, whose product is annotated as Yvc1p. Bases 1 to 1962 code for a protein of 653 amino acids. Gene Ontology annotation, biological process: transmembrane transport; monoatomic ion transport. The record is from RefSeq and is a predicted model, not a curated record. The transcript has a single exon. Gene Ontology annotation, molecular function: monoatomic ion channel activity. NCBI's taxonomy places the organism in Eukaryota, Fungi, Ascomycota, Pichiomycetes, Serinales, Debaryomycetaceae. Gene Ontology annotation, cellular component: membrane.